Molecule: messenger RNA, 348 nt
Organism: Strongylus vulgaris
Lineage: Eukaryota; Metazoa; Nematoda; Chromadorea; Rhabditida; Strongylidae
Source: the annotation of a GenBank genome assembly
AUGCUGCAAUUUAAGGGUCUUCUUUCCGCCGCAAAGGCUGUCGGUGUGGCAGCUCGAGUUCUUGUACAGUCGGCGGAUGGUGUAGUGAGCGGAAAAGGUAAUUUGAGCAAAUUUGAGCAUCUUAUUGUUGCUGCUCAAGAAAUUGCUGCCUCUACUGCGCAGCUCUUUGUUUCCAGCCGUGUAAAAGCCGACAAGGAUUCUCAAAACGAAAUCUCUAACUCAGCUAACGAUUUCAGACUUGCUAGUCUUUCUACUUCUUCCAAAAAUGUCAAUCAGUGUACAGCUCAAGUUGUUGCUGCAGUGAAGAAUGGGCAAACCACUCUCAAUGAUCAAGGUAUUUUUUGCUAA